AUGGACUACAUCAGGAAUCUUUCGGGUACCGUGUCGACAGCAUGGAACUCAAUCAACCCGUCCACGUUGAGCGGCGCCAUUGAUGUCAUCGUUGUAGAGCAAGAGGACGGCACACUGUCCUGUUCGCCCUUCCACGUCCGGUUCGGCAAGUUCUCACUGUUGCGGCCAUACGAGAAGAAGGUCGAGUUUAAGGUCAAUGGAGUUAAGCAGGACUAUGCUAUGAAGCUCGCCGAGGGUGGCGAGGCGUUCUUCGUGUUCGAGACGAGCGACACUAUUCCCAAGAGUUUACAGACCUCUCCACUUGUGUCACCAGCGUCGAGCCCUCCACUAGAUCCCGAACCGUCGAAUGCACCAGGUCUGCAGGAGCCGCCGCUUCUUGCGCUUGAUGGAGAAACCGGAAAGCCUCGUUCCGCAAGCCUCCAUCGCCCUCCUCCUGCCGUCAUCUAUUCCAGCUCUGCGCCACGCGAAAAUGGAAUGCUCAACCCGCUGCUAACCUCUCCAGAACUCUCUAACGGAAGGCCGAUGUCAGGAGACUGGGCUGGGUUCGCUCUUCGACCACACAGCGAUGACAUUCUGCGACAGACAGCACGGAAACAGAGCAUUUCGGAUAUCUCAGCAGAGGAGGGCGAUAGCCCCCUCGCUUCGGGCAGAUCACAGAGCCCUCCCCCACUGCUACCUAAGGAAGCUCUGGAGAGGGCAAUGAACCUGUCACGAGGGCUCCAGAACGUAAACAUUCCAACACGUGUGACAGACACUGGUGACUUGAUGCUGGAUAUGACUGGAUUCAAAAACAACGAAGAAGACGCCCUCCGUGCGGAGAUUCUAGCGCGAAAAGUCCUGUCCGAGGAACUAGAAGGCAACUACGACAUUGGCGCUCUGUUUGGAAUUGAUGAGCACGGCAACCUCUGGAUCUAUAGUAGCGAGGAGGCAAAGGAUGCCGCUAUGAAAAAGACCAUGGAAUCCUCACUUCGAAGCAGUGGUGGCGUGGACAUCGACGCUGUGUCCGAUCCUGGCUAUCACAGUGAUGAUAGCAACGGAACUGCAUCCCCAUUUCCUUCGCAUAGGAGAUCAGAGUCAGAUGUUGGCCAAAUGAGCAUCCAGACACCACCGACUUCACCGGGGUCUAGCAAGACUGGUGGUGAUCCCAAUGUCAACUACGCCAAGACCUUGCGCUUGACUAGCGACCAGCUCAAGGCUCUAAACCUAAAGCCCGGCGAGAAUUCGAUGAGCUUCACUGUCAAUAGGGCAACCUGCCAUGCCUUCAUGUUCCUUUGGAGACACGAGACACCGGUGGUGAUCUCAGAUAUUGACGGCACUGUCACCAAGUCUGACGCUUUGGGCCACGUGUUGAGCAUGAUCGGCCGUGACUGGACACACGCUGGGGUUGCAAAGCUGUACAGCGAUAUCUGUGCCAAUGGCUACAAUAUCAUGUACCUGACAAGUCGAUCAGUCGGACAGGCUGAUUUCACCAGGGCGUAUCUCGCUGGCAUCGUACAGGAUGGAUAUCGUCUUCCACGAGGACCCACUAUCUUAUCCCCGGAUAGAACUAUGGCUGCUUUGAGGCGAGAGAUAUAUCUGCGCAAACCCCAUAUCUUCAAGAUGGCAACACUGAGAGACAUUCGCAAUCUCUAUGGAUCAGACCACCACCCAUUCUACGCUGGUUUUGGAAACCGUCUUACAGACCAGAUCUCCUACCGUACUGUCGACGUCCCACGUACUCGCAUCUUUACUAUCAACUCGAACGCAGAAGUCUCUCUUGACCUCCUGAGUCUGAACAAGCUAAAGUUGAGCUACGUUAACAUGACUGAGGUUGUGGACCACUAUUUUCCUCCUGUUUCGACUCUCGUUAAGGGCGGCGGAGAGGAGUAUACGGACUUCACUUACUGGCGUGAUACACCUUUGGACCUGGAUGAUUUCUCUGCCAGCGACUCGGAAGGCGAGGAUGAUGCAGCCCCUGGUGCGGACCACGAGAGCCAGUAUGCAGAGGAUGAAGAAGACGAGGAGUUGGGCGAAGGCCUCGGCGAUAGUUUCAUCUCACGAGACUCUAUUGACGAAGGGGCGUAUGAAGAGGGAAGUGUCCUUAGCGGUGACUAUGAAGGUGAAGAGCAAAUGAUGGGUUCUAUCAUUGAAGACGAUGACGCAGACAACGAGGAAGAAUACGAGGAGGAAGAGGAAGACGAGGGUGAGGAGCAAGAUCACACACAGCUGGUGGUCCCUGAAAAGCGAGAGCGACCUAAGACACCAGUCUCUCCAAGGAUCGCUGUGCAGGACCUCGAUGCCGAGAUAAUCACGGGCAUGAAGAACAUGGCUGUUGAGAAGGAUUUUAAGCUAGAGGAGAUCAAGCAAUGA
Messenger RNA from Phaeoacremonium minimum UCRPA7, 2349 nucleotides. RefSeq names its product putative nuclear elongation and deformation protein 1 protein. Gene Ontology annotation, cellular component: nucleus. The record is from RefSeq and is a predicted model, not a curated record. Gene Ontology annotation, biological process: triglyceride biosynthetic process; fatty acid catabolic process. NCBI's taxonomy places the organism in Eukaryota, Fungi, Ascomycota, Sordariomycetes, Togniniales, Togniniaceae. The transcript is spliced from 3 exons. Gene Ontology annotation, molecular function: phosphatidate phosphatase activity. Bases 1 to 2349 code for a protein of 782 amino acids.